Oldenlandia corymbosa var. corymbosa is the source of this 2210-nucleotide messenger RNA. NCBI's taxonomy places the organism in Eukaryota, Viridiplantae, Streptophyta, Magnoliopsida, Gentianales, Rubiaceae. The record is from the annotation of a GenBank genome assembly.
CACAAAGUAGUUGAGGAGGCCUGGAAAUGGGCAAGUAAUGAAUUGUUUCAAUAAAACUACAGGAAUCUGACAAAGACAAUAAGAUGGGAAAAGGAUUUUUGGGUUUAAGCCAAAGAAAACCAAAGCUCGGCUCCAAGCCUCCACCCAUUGUCGCUUCUAAAAUAAUACGUACCAUUUUAUUACAUAAAUGCAGACAAAGCACUAAAGGGCACCAUGGGCAAAUUUUAGUGAAAAGCAGAGAACUAUGGAGUGGUAUGAUGAAGUUCCAUGGUCAAAAUUAUGUUAUGCCUGUCAAAAACCAUUUCUACACCAAGAAUCAGUGGGUCCCAAUUUCAGUAUUGAGGGACGCCGAUUCUUCCUUCACCAAAGAUGUGCAGAGCUACCAAGGGAGAUCCCCGAGCAUCCCCUGCAUCCUAACCAUAAACUCACACUUCUUGCUGAAUCACCUUAUCGCCGGGACGAUGAACUACACUGUUGUCACAGAUGUCGCAAAGCUCUAGUAAAAUUCACCUACCACUGCUCCUUGUGUGAGUUUGAUCUGCACUUCUCCUGCGCUUUUAUCGAUACCAAAUUGAAUCACCCCUGCCAUCCUGAACACCCAUUGACACUUUUGCAAAGACCUUCCAUCUUCAGCUGUGAUGCUUGUUGGGAAAGAGGAGAUGAACAGGAAUCAUAUAUAUGUGUCGAUUGUCAAGUAUGGAUCCACGAGAGCUGUGCAUUUUUGCCAACAACAAACUACCGAAAAGACCAUGAUCACCCUCUUUCUCUUGUUUAUUCUGUCCCCAAUGAGUUUCGGAGAUUCGGAAUACCCUGUGAUUAUUGCUUGCGGGAUAUACCUUCUCGGAGUUGGGUCUAUUAUUGUGGCCCUUGUAGGUACAUAAUUCAUCUCGGAUGCUUCGAAAAAUAUAGAAAUCCAAGGUACAUAAUUCAUCUCGGAUGCUUCGAAAAAUAUAGAAAUCCAAGUGAUUUUGGAGGAUCCAUAGAGUCGCAUCUAGCUAAAGUGAUGAGUCGGGACAAUUUGGUCAAAUUUCCAACAAAUGACUCUGCGGAGGUAUUCAACCACGUGUUACGGAAAGAAUUCGGGAUGGAAAUUGUUGCAGUACCCGAACGUGUAAAACUCAGGCGAUGUGAACAUUCCAUUGAUUCUUUGGAUCUGCAGAAUGUUUCAAACUCGAAAAACAAUGAGAUCACUUGCGAUGUCUGCACUAAGGCAAUUUUAUUUUCAAGCGGUAAAUGCGAAGAAUGCAAUUAUUUUUUCCACUUUACUUGUGCUCAGUUGCCUGGAGAGUUGCCUGUUCUAUAUCAAUGGAGUAGCCAGGAGUUUACAUUGUCAUUUCUUGAAGACGUUCGCGACAAGUUCACGUGUUACGCUUGCAAAUUGGAUUCUAAUGGCUACUAUUUUGUGGCCGAGAAGAACUACUUGGAUGUUACAUGUGCUUUAUUGCCCUCCAGACUGAUACAUAAAGCACAUGAACACCCGCUUGAACGAACGGUUGGAUUGGAAACGACCCAUCAAAAGUGCAGGUCUUGUGGUGACUGUUUUUCGUUUGUUUUCGGUUACGCUUGCUUCGACUGUGAUUUCUCUCUAGAUUAUGCUUGUAUCACGCUACCAGAAAUUGUCAAUCAUAGGUGGGAUAAGCAUCCACUUCUGUUGAGCUUUCCUCCUUUCAGUGAUCGUCCCGGCGACUUCUAUUGUGAGAUCUGCGAAGAAGAAAUUCAUCCAAAAAGAUGGCACUAUCAUUGUAAGGAAUGCAAUCAAUCCUUUCAUCCUCUCUGUAUCCCCAGAGUCCUGUAUCGGAAUUUCACUUUUGGUGGCAUUUUUGAAUUUGGUUCACAUCCCCAUCCUCUGAAAUUAGCCCGCGAAGGUGGUUAUCAUUCCCGGUGUGAUUCUUGCCAUGAACCGAUGUACUGCAAAAGGGUAUUCCAGUGUGCAACUUGCUGGUUUUGCAUAUGCUUUAGUUGUGCAACUAAAGUUUCAAAGUUUAAGACUAAGGUCAUGUUUGAUGAAGAUAUUCCACCCUUUAACUUUUAAUUGAUUAAGUGUUUAAUUGUUGAUAAUCUAAUAAGAUGACAUAUUGUACUCAGUUAUGAUGAUGGAUCGAGCACAUACUAUUGUGUCAAUUGAAGUCUAUAUUGGGGAAAUGAAUGAUGUUUCUCGUCCAAUAGGAUGAUCAAUAUCCCAAAUGUAACAACAAAGCGUGAGAAAAGCA